AUGGGGGCUACCGCUGCCGUGACUCCGGCUACCACUAACGACUGCAACUCGUCUGAACAAGGACCACCGCUGCCCGUCGGAAAGAAAUCGGAAGGGCCGAUUGCUGCUCCGACCUCUCGACGAUGCGUGGCUGCUGCUGAACGGACAGAAACGGGCUCUCGAGGACUUCUCGGCUGUGUGUCGGCCCUCGCCGGAAAUGGGUUCGACCUCGCCGCUGGUGUCUCAUCCUCGCCGCUGGAGGCACUCGUCCUGCUGGAGAUUGCUAAUUGGUCGCACACACAGUACGCCGGCGAAAGGCUCACAAACAGAGGAAGA
Molecule: messenger RNA, 315 nt
Organism: Striga asiatica
Lineage: Eukaryota; Viridiplantae; Streptophyta; Magnoliopsida; Lamiales; Orobanchaceae
Source: the annotation of a GenBank genome assembly